CUAAUCGCCCAAAAAAUAAGCCCGAUAUAAGACCAUCCGACUCUUCUCCGUCGCCAAUCCUCACCCCGGCUCACUCGACAUGAAGUACAUCUUAGCGAUUCUGUCGGCAACGAUUUCAUCCGCUUUGGCGGUUUCACCACCGGCCUACAUCAAAGCGUGCGAGUUGAGGAGGCCAGAUUUUGAUAAAUGCGCCCUUGGACAAGCUAAAUACGCGAUCCCGUUCCUGGUUAAAGGCGAUAAAGAAAGAAAAAUCCCUAAUAUGACACCUCUGGUUGUACCACUGGUAGAGUUAAUUCAGGAUAAUAAGUGGAGAAUGGGUGUAACCAAUCUGAGCAUCUAUGGGUUCGAAAAUAUCACGGUUAUGGACGUCAAAAUGAACAAAACGAAUUUGAAAUUUACGCUCGACGUGGACAAUUUAGAGGCCAGUGGAAGGUACGAAAUGAACGGAAGACUUAUUUUCCUGGAUUUGGAAGGAUCAGGAUUUUGUUUCGUCAAAUUUGUUAAGGGUAGCUACACUUUCGACGGCACUUUAACCCCGUACGAAAAUAACGGGAAAAACUACCUCAGAUUUGGUCAACCACGUGUGGACUACAGGGUGAAGAGGGUUCACAUGCAGUUCGAAAACCUCCUCCAUAAGCAAUUCGCCAACACAGGAAUUAACCCGAGUAAAAUUUUGGACGACAACUGGGACAUGGUUAUGGAGGAUAUCGACGUACCUUUCAAGGAGGUGAUUUCGACCAUAGUCCUGGAUAUUGUUUCGUCAAUAAUGGAUGAUAUUCCCGAAAAAAACGUGUUCCUUACUAUGUGAUUCAUACUAUUUAUUGUUUGCUUAAUAAAC
This is a messenger RNA of Zophobas morio, 838 nucleotides long. RefSeq lists its product as uncharacterized. The transcript has 6 exons. NCBI's taxonomy places the organism in Eukaryota, Metazoa, Arthropoda, Insecta, Coleoptera, Tenebrionidae. The coding region runs from base 80 to 808 and encodes 242 amino acids. The record is from RefSeq and is a predicted model, not a curated record.